Conger conger (European conger) is the source of this 517-nucleotide messenger RNA. Its product is annotated as cytochrome c oxidase subunit 6C-1. The coding region runs from base 165 to 395 and encodes 76 amino acids. Gene Ontology annotation, biological process: mitochondrial electron transport, cytochrome c to oxygen. The transcript is spliced from 4 exons. The record is from RefSeq and is a predicted model, not a curated record. NCBI's taxonomy places the organism in Eukaryota, Metazoa, Chordata, Actinopteri, Anguilliformes, Congridae.
GCAGCAAUGCGCUGACGGUGCCUUAUCUGCCAAAUAAAAGAAAAAGAAAAAGAAGAACAGUGCUUUUUGUCCCUUUCUUUGACCAGUAGUAGGUAGCGAAAUCGUUCUUGUGUAUGCGUGUAUCGCAACUUGUGGUGAAGGUCGUCAGUUAAACUGGUGUCACAAUGUCUCUGCCGAAGCCAGUCAUGCGUGGGCUCCUGGGGAAACGGCUGAGGUUCCACUUGCCCAUUGCCUUUGCCCUGUCCCUGGCUACUGCCGUAGCCUUCAAGUACUCGGUUACAGAGCCAAGAAAACGGGCAUAUGCUGAAUUCUACAAGGACUAUGAUGCCAUGAAAGAAUUCAAUGCAAUGCGGGAAGCAGGCGUGUUUGAAAGUUGCAGGCCAUCUGGUGAAUAAACAAACGUCAUGUUCCAAUAUCCAUUCCUGAUGUAAACUUCCUGCACCUUGAUGUUUUUCUUUUUUGAAGGGGAUAAUGGUCUAUGUGAUCUCAAUAUAUCCAAUAAACAUAUUUCUUGAAA